Prorocentrum cordatum is the source of this 6876-nucleotide messenger RNA. The record is from the annotation of a GenBank genome assembly. NCBI's taxonomy places the organism in Eukaryota, Dinophyceae, Prorocentrales, Prorocentraceae.
AUGCUCGCGACCGGCCGUUUCACCAACAACACGGAGGCGCACGACACCAUGCAAGAGCUCAUUGACCUACGUUACACUGGGCACCAGCUUCGUUUCGUGUUUGUUCUCCUGCUCGACCAAGACUGCGCGCCGUGCGCUUUCUACAAGCGCUUCGCUGUAGCUCUCCAGAAGGACUUCCUCGAUCGAGGCAUGUCCCCUGCGGCCGCGCAAUUGUCCUUGGCCUCGGCAUUACUCAACCUGUGGGUUCAAGCGGGCCACGACAAGUCCAAGCAGAAUCCCGUCGUUUGCGGCUCGGUGGAAGGCUCCGCAGAAUCCAAACGACUGGCAGACGAGAUCCUCUCGCAGUUCGCGGUUGGGGCCGACGUUUUCUUCUUUGUCCACGGUCGCGCUGGCACCGGGAAGUCCACCCUCGCCAACUAUCUCACGCACGCUGCCGAGUCCACGCAGCACGCGGUGCUCAACGUGGCCACUACUGGCCAGGCCGCUCUCCAACUGGCCCACGGCGCUACUGCCCACUCCACGUUCGGCAUCCCCACGACAGAUGACGAAUACCUCACUUCUACUGUGACGCCCAACACUGCGAAAGCCCGCAUGCUGGCACAAACGAAGCUCCUGCAAUGGGACGAAUGGCCCAUGGCCAAGAGGGCUUCGUGGGACUGCGCGGUGCAGCUGCUGCAGCGCCUGCGAGCUGACCUAUCCGACGUGUACGUCCCGAAGGUCGUGGUUUGCUACGGCGACUUCCGUCAAAUCCCGCCUGUGGUGAAGUACUGCACGCGCGCAGAAAUUGUCCAGCACUGCGUUCGCGCGUCCCCAACGUGGGCCCGCUUCCGCGCGCGCCACCUGCGCCGUGCCCACCGGACCGCCGCCGACGCCAAGUUCACGGAAUGGCUGGAGACCAUUGGCAACGGCACGUGCCCCGCUCCUCACACCUGGAACGGGCACACUGGCUACGUGGCAUUAUCUGGCCUCCCGAUGGUGGACUCUGAGCAGGAGGCAGUCGACUUCGCAUUCCCCACCUUGCAUGACCCCCAUCGCUGCUCCAAAGCCAAGAUCGUGGCCACGACGAACGACAAGGUGGACCACUUCAACGCCCUCAUCCUCAACAGGCUCGUCAUGGACCACGGGCUUUCUGACCAUUCCCACUACAGCGCUGACAGUGUCGAGGUCGACGCCAACUCCGUAUUGGAUGAUUCCAUGACCACCGAGUUCCUGAAUACCCAAUCCCACCUGGGCGUCCCCCCGCACCGCUUGCGGCUGGUCCGCGGAGGCCUCUACGAGCUCAUGCGCAACCUCAACAGCAAGGAACGCUUGAUGAAUCACACGCCCGUUAUUCUGAAAAACGUUCAUCGGUUUCACGUUGUGAUUGCCACGCUCGACCAGCGCGAGUACCCUAUUCCGCGCAUCAUCUUCCAGUGGGCUCUCGGUCGGGGUGCCUGCACUGUGCUGAGGCGACAGCUCCCCCUGCGCCCCGCGUACGCCUCCACGUUCAAUGGGGCGCAGGGCGCGACGCUCGAGAGAUGCGCCGUGGAUGCGCGGGCAGACCCCUUCGCCCACGGCCACCUGUACGUUGCUCUCGGUCGCGUGUCUCACCGGAUGGAUUUGCGAAUCCUAUCUUCUCCGGACCGGUGCACGCCUCAAGGCGAGCCUCUCAUCCGGAAUGUGGUGUGGAAAGAGCUGCUCCUGCCCCAUGGCCCAGCUCGCAGCAGCGGCGGCCCGCUUGCGGGCGCGGAGCUUCCCAUGAAACCCCCGGGGGCACGCGCCAACGGCACGCUCUACACCGUUGACGUGGGCAUCCAGAUGAUUGGGGUCAAAAUCGCUGGCAAGGUGGUGCACGACGCCGGCGUGCGGUUCACCCUCGCCGACGCGGCGUCCUUGCAGCCCGGUCAGCCGCGCCUGGCGCAGCGCCGCGCUUUGUCUACGGUGACCCAGCGCGCUCGGGAGGAGCUCGCCCUGCCGGAGAAGCCGCGCAACGUGGAGUACAUGAACCGCGGCCUCAUGCCGCCUCAGAGCACCGCGAACCCCUACCAGGACCGGCCCGCUCUGCCCGAGGCAGAAUCCCGUCGUUUGCGGCUCCUGGUGGAAGGCUCCGCAGAAUCCAAACGACUGGCAGACGAGAUCCUCUCGCAGUUCGCGGUUGGGGCCGACGUUUUCUUCUUUGUCCACGGUCGCGCUGGCACCGGGAAGUCCACCCUCGCCAACUAUCUCACGCACGCUGCCGAGUCCACGCAGCACGCGGUGCUCAACGUGGCCACUACUGGCCAGGCCGCUCUCCAACUGGCCCACGGCGCUACUGCCCACUCCACGUUCGGCAUCCCCACGACAGAUGACGAAUACCUCACUUCUACUGUGACGCCCAACACUGCGAAAGCCCGCAUGCUGGCACAAACGAAGCUCCUGCAAUGGGACGAAUGGCCCAUGGCCAAGAGGGCUUCGUGGGACUGCGUGGUGCAGCUGCUGCAGCGCCUGCGAGCUGACCUAUCCGACGUGUACGUCCCGAAGCACUGCGUUCGCGCGUCCCCAACGUGGGCCCGCUUCAACGUGCGCCACCUGCACCGUGCCCACCGGACCGCCGCCGACGCCAAGUUCACGGAAUGGCUGGAGACCAUUGGCAACGGCACGUGCCCCGCUCCUCACACCUGGAACGGGCACACUGGCUACGUGGCAUUAUCUGGCCUCCCGAUGGUGGACUCUGAGCAGGAGGCAGUCGACUUCGCAUUCCCCACCUUGCAUGACCCCCAUCGCUGCUCCAAAGCCAAGAUCGUGGCCACGACGAACGACAAGGUGGACCACUUCAACGCCCUCAUCCUCAACAGGCUCGUCAUGGACCACGGGCUUUCUGACCAUUCCCACUACAGCGCUGACAGUGUCGAGGUCGACGCCAACUCCGUAUUGGAUGAUUCCAUGACCACCGAGUUCCUGAAUACCCAAUCCCACCUGGGCGUCCCCCCGCACCGCGUGCGGCUGGUCCGCGGAGGCCUCUACGAGCUCAUGCGCAACCUCAACAGCAAGGAACGCUUGAUGAAUCACACGCCCGUUAUUCUGAAAGACGUUCAUCGGUUUCACGUUGUGAUUGCCGCGCUCGACCAGCGCGAGUACCCUAUUCCGCGCAUCAUCUUCCAGUGGGCUCUCGGUCGGGGUGCCUGCACUGUGCUGAGGCGACAGCUCCCCCUGCGCCCCGCGUACGCCUCCACGUUCAAUGGGGCGCAGGGCGCGACGCUCGAGAGAUGCGCCGUGGAUGCGCGGGCAGACCCCUUCGCCCACGGCCACCUGUACGUUGCUCUCGGUCGCGUGUCUCACCGGAUGGAUUUGCGAAUCCUAUCUUUUCCGGACCGGCGCACGCCUCAAGGCGAGCCUCUCAUCCGGAAUGUGGUGUGGAAAGAGCUGCUCCUGCCCCAUGGCCCAGCUCGCAGCAGCGGCGGCCCGCUUGCGGGCGCGGAGCUUCCCAUGAAACCCCCGGGGGCACGCACCAACGGCACGCUCUACACCGUUGACGUGGGCAUCCAGAUGAUUGGGGUCAAAAUCGCUGGCAAGGUGGUGCACGACGCCGGCGUGCGGUUCACCCUCGCCGACGCGGCGUCCUUGCAGCCCGGUCAGCCGCGCCUGGCGCAGCGCCACGCUUUGUCUACGGUGGCCCAGCGCGCUCGGGAGGAGCUCGCCCUGCCGGAGAAGCCGCGCAACGUGGAGUACAUGAACCGCGGCCUCAUGCCGCCUCAGAGCACCGCGAACCCCUACCAGGGCCGCACGUGGACCUACUGCAUCGACGUGGUGCCCACCACGUCCGGGGCCGUCAAGGCGGCCAUUGCGCACGGCGCAGACCACGCCGCUUUCAUCAUGAAGCACGCCUUCUUCGAGGCCGACCUGUCCGUGCCCGCGUCGCCCACGGCGGCGGCCUGGAGCGCGACGGCAUCCCUGCUCGGGCAGCGCGUCAAGGUGCACCGCACUGGCACGCGCGCCGAUGGGGGCGACUGGGCGGUGUCCGACCUCAUCAGGUUCCGCUUCCGUCUGGACCCAGCGAUGCCGCCGAACGUGCGCAAGGUGGUGGACGCCAUGGUGCAGAAGUAUUCUGCCUACAUCACGGUGGGCCCCUUCGACUGGCAGGGCGGCCCUCAGCCGAGCAAUGAACUCGUGCCGGGCACGGACGUGCACAUGGCAACGCUGAGCCCAGCAGAGUUGAAGGCCCUUCUUCCGGCCAUCAACGACUGGCGGUCGGUGUCCGUGUCGUGGGACGACUGGGCUUCGUACAACGACGCCGCCGGGGACGAGACGUCGGGGCAACCGGACAUCUUCGUCAAAACCAUAGAACACGAAAAGGUGUGCUUGGAGAUGGCUGACAAGACGUCGAGAGCAAUCACGACCAUUCUGGGCCAGGCCCCGUACCAGGCACGCGACUCCUUCGCGCUGGUUAUGGAGUUCCUCCACAGCCCAGUGGCCCUGAAGAUCUUGCAGGAGAACGUCGAGGACACUGCCACGAAAAAGGGCGUGACCUCCAAGGUGGGCGCCGUGCUCGCCGCGCACACGGGCCACCCGGCAGACUUGGUGGGAACGAGCUUCAACCCGUGGGUCCUCGCCCACUCAAGGUCGAAAAAGUUGUCUGCCCGGAAGGCUGCCUCCGAGCUCAGGAAGAUCGCCGCCAAUAGCCGGCGAUUCCGGGAGGCGGUGAACGAGCUGGAGCACAAGGGCGGCAUGGUGGACAAGCUGCUGGCGGCCCCGGCGGGCGAGCUGGCCACCGUGCUUGCAGCAAGCCCUGGCUGGCGCAGCUUCCGGGCCAAGAACUUCUCGCUUCCGCCAGCCGACGAGUCGGUGCAGCGACCACGGCCGGUGGCCGCCCUGGAGAGCAGCACCGCCGGCGCCCUUCAGCUCUGGUCCGCCCUGCUGCGACAGUGCGCUGGCGAGCGGACCAAGGCGCUGGCGGCGGCGCGCAAGCUGGCCACGAAGCGCCACAAGACCCCUGCGCUGGAGCGCCUGCUGAAGUGGGCGGACAAAGCGCUGCUCCCGGACUACGGGAUGCAGUUCGCUUUCUGCGAGGAGAGCCAGCUGCUCUCCCGGCUCGCAGGCCCGGCCCCCCCAGACGAGGAGGCCGGCGACGAGAGCGACGUGGCGGCGGGCGACGACGGCGAUGCCGAGGCAUCGCCAGCCUCGCCCGUCGACAGCGGCGCGCCGGACAUCGUCGGGCUGAGCUGGGCGCCGGGCGCGGUGGCCCAGCCGGGAGGGCAGGGCCUUGGCCCCGGGGCGCAGAUGUCGUCCAUGGCGCUGUCGAGGGCAAAGGCCGGGGCCGACGCGCGCCUGAACGAGGAGAAGAGGGCGGCCGAGAAGAAGAGGAACAUUCUUGUCCUGUGCGCGCGCUACUUCCAAGACCUCGGCUACAUCAACACAGUGAUGCAGAUCCAGAGCGAGACGGGCGUGUCCUUGAACAAGAUCGACGUGGCGGACAACAUAGACCUCGGCACGAUCCUCACGGAGUACGAAGACUUCUACGAGAUGCGGUUCGGCCGCAGGCCCAAGAUCGUCCGCAAGCAGGACGCCGAGAAGGAGGAGAAGAAGGACCACAAGUCGAGGCACUGCUCGCUCCCCCGGCUGGACGAGAACAGCUCCGACGACAGGCGCGGCGCGGCGAACCGGUCCAAGUCGGAGGACAAGGCGAACCGCCGCCAGCGGCCGCCGGCGUUGCCGGACGACCAGGCGAGGGGCCCCGCCGCACAGCCCAGCGCCACGGGCGCCGGGGGUCCCGAGGGCCUCGGCGACGGCCUGGGGAUCGCGGGGCAGAACGUCUCGAAGGUGAGCAGCUCCAGUGGCUCCAAGAGGGAGGCGAAGAGCGAGGCGCAGGAGAAGCCCGGGGACGACUUCUACGAGAACCAGGUCCUGCGGGCGCUGCCCAGCUGCGGGGUGGACAAGGAUUAUCGCGAGCUCGCCCUGACGAUCUCGCGCGACAUCCUGUCUCGCAAUCCCGGGGUCCCAUGGAACAGCAUUGUUGGUCUCGGGCAUGCCAAGGCUUUACUCAAAGAAGCUGUCGUCAUGCCCUUGAAAUACCCGCAGCUGUUCAAAGGCCUGCUGGCACCCUGGAAGGGCGUGCUGUUGUUUGGCCCGCCAGGCACGGGCAAGACGCUGUUGGCAAAGGCGGUGGCCACAGAGUGCCAGACCACGUUCUUCAACAUCUCGGCCUCCACUGUGGUUUCCAAGUGGAGGGGCGACUCCGAGAAGCUCAUCCGAGUGCUGUUUGACCUGGCGCGCCAUCACCAGCCGUCCACGAUCUUCAUGGACGAGAUCGACUCGAUCAUGAGCACGCGUGAGGGCGGCGGCAGCGAGCACGAGGGCAGCCGGCGGAUGAAGACCGAGCUGCUGAUUCAGAUGGACGGCCUGUCGCGGGACUCCUCGGACCAGGUGUUCGUCCUUGCCGCCUCGAACCUUCCGUGGGACCUCGACAGUGCGAUGCUCCGAAGGCUGGAGAAGAGGAUCCUCGUCAGCCUGCCCAGCACCGAGGCGCGGGAGGUGAUGUUCAGGGUCAACUUGCCCGAGAACGUGGCGAAGGAAGUAGACUACGCCAAGCUGGCGAGCCUGACCGAAGAUUGGUCGGGCUCCGACAUUCGCCUCCUCUGUAAAGAGGCGGCCAUGCACCCUCUCCGCAGGCUGAUGGCGGAGAUCGAGCGGGCGGAGGUGGAGCAGGAGGAGAAGGCGCAAGACAGGGCCAACAGGAGGAGCGCCGCCGAGAAGGCGGCGCAGAAGACCCUGGAGAAGGCGGAGCCCGUGGCCAUCUCUGAGCUCAAGGUCGGGGCGGUCACGGAGGCAGACGUCACGCGCGCGCUGCAGACCGUGCACCGUGCCCCCGCCGCCCACCUGGACCGCUACAACCAGUGGCAGGACCAGUUCGGGGCGGCGUAG